AAUAGUUUCCAGUCUCAUCCCCUUCCUUCCCCUUGUCGGGACUCCCCGCCGGCACCAACCUAAAAGGCGGAAGCUCGGCGAGGAGAAAAGUGACGGAUGAGGCCCGCACGGUCGGGCAUUAUGAAAGACCUCAUCGCUAGUCCUUCCGGUCAGUCAAAACAAGGUUUAUCAUCCCCCAACCCCCCGGCGCAGGAGGUCAGGACUGAGGGAAACAGCACCUCCAAAAGAAGAAGGUUGAAUAUCAGCAGCAGCGAUAAGGACGAUUUGGACCCCCUGUCGCCCCCCAGAAACUCCUCUUCCUCCUCCAACCACAUCCAAAAGAAGCUGCGAUUUGAAGACACUUUGGACUUUCUAGGACUCGAUGUGAAAAUGGCUGAGGAGUCACCUUCCUCUUCUUCCUGCUCUUCCUCCUCUGCUCCACAGGCAGUGAGGAGUAAAAACCUGCUCAUCUCCCCAGUGGGUGUUGGGCAUCAUGCCAAUGGGCUCACAAAAGCCUCACCCGUGUCCAGCUUUGCCAACAGCAAGCCUGGCUCAGCCAAGAAAUUAGUCAUCAAGAACUUUAAAGAUAAACCAAAAUUGCCUGAAAACUACACAGAUGAAACCUGGCAGAAGCUUAAAGGCGCUGUGGAAGCCAUCCAAAAUAGCACUUCAAUUAAAUACAACCUGGAAGAACUCUACCAGGCUGUGGAAAACCUUUGCUCUUACAAAAUAUCUGCAAACCUUUACAAGCAGUUGAGACAAAUCUGUGAAGACCACAUCAAAGCACAAAUUCAUCAGUUCAGAGAAGAUUCAUUGGACAGUGUUCUUUUUCUGAAGAAAAUAGAUAAAUGUUGGCAAGAUCACUGCAGACAAAUGAUCAUGAUUAGGAGUAUCUUUUUAUUUCUGGAUAGAACGUAUGUUCUUCAAAAUUCAAUGCUGCCAUCUAUUUGGGAUAUGGGUCUAGAGCUGUUUAGAACUCACAUAAUCAGCGAUCAGAAAGUUCAGAACAAGACUAUUGAUGGCAUCCUCCUGCUGAUUGAGAGAGAAAGGAAUGGCGAGGCCAUUGACAGGAGUUUAUUGAGAAGCCUUCUUAGCAUGCUUUCUGACUUGCAAAUUUAUCAGGACUCUUUUGAACAGAGAUUCUUGGAAGAAACAAAUCGUUUGUAUGCAGCAGAAGGACAAAGGCUCAUGCAAGAACUAGAGGUCCCAGAGUACCUUCAUCAUGUAAGCAAACGCCUAGAAGAGGAAGCGGAUAGAGUUAUAACAUAUUUAGAUCAAAGCACACAAAAACCAUUAAUUGCCACUGUAGAAAAACAGCUCCUAGGUGAACAUUUAACAGCCACCCUUCAGAAAGGCUUGAACCAUCUUCUUGAUGGAAAUCGAAUUCAGGACCUUUUCUUGCUUUAUCAGUUAUUUAGUCGAGUAAGGGGUGGGGUGCAAGUCCUUUUGCAGCACUGGAUCGAGUACAUCAAGUCUUUUGGCAGUACUAUUGUGAUUAAUCCUGAGAAAGAUAAGACAAUGGUACAGGAGCUGUUGGAUUUUAAAGAUAAAGUGGACCAUGUAAUUGAUGUCUGCUUCCUAAAGAACGAGAAGUUUGUCAAUGCCAUGAAAGAAGCAUUUGAAACUUUCAUUAACAAACGACCAAAUAAACCUGCUGAAUUAAUUGCAAAACAUGUUGAUUCUAAACUUCGAACUGGGAACAAAGAAGCCACAGACGAAGAACUUGAAAAGAUGUUGGAUAAAAUUAUGAUAAUUUUUAGGUUCAUUUAUGGAAAGGAUGUCUUUGAGGCCUUCUAUAAGAAAGAUUUGGCAAAGAGGCUUUUAGUUGGUAAAAGUGCAUCAGUUGAUGCUGAAAAAUCUAUGCUUUCCAAAUUGAAGCAUGAAUGCGGAGCAGCAUUUACCAGCAAACUUGAAGGAAUGUUUAAAGAUAUGGAGCUGUCUAAAGAUAUAAUGGUUCACUUUAAGCAGUAUAUGCAGAACCAAAAUCUCCCUGGCAACAUUGAGCUUACAGUAAAUAUUCUAACAAUGGGGUACUGGCCAACUUAUGUGCCUAUGGAAGUUCAUCUACCACCAGAGAUUGUGAAACUACAGGAGAUUUUUAAGACCUUUUACCUGGGAAAGCACAGUGGUAGAAAGCUACAAUGGCAAUCAACUCUAGGGCAGUGUGUUUUAAAAGCAGAGUUUAACGAGGGCAGGAAAGAACUUCAAGUCUCCCUGUUCCAAACACUGGUGUUACUUAUGUUUAACGAGGGUGAUGAAUUCAUCUUUGAAGAAAUUAAGCAAGCUACUGGCAUAGAGGAUAGUGAAUUAAGGAGAACCCUUCAGUCCUUAGCCUGUGGCAGAGCUAGAGUGCUUAUCAAGAAUCCCAAGAGUAAGGAUGUUGAUGAUGGGGACAAAUUCACAUUUAAUGAUGAUUUCAGGCACCAGCUGUUCAGAAUACGAAUAAACCAGAUCCAGAUGAAGGAAACGGUGGAAGAACAAGCAAGCACUACAGAAAGAGUUUUCCAGGACAGACAGUACCAAAUCGAUGCAGCAAUUGUUCGGAUUAUGAAGAUGAGGAAGACCCUUAGUCACAAUCUUCUGGUGUCAGAAGUGUAUAACCAGCUUAAAUUUCCAGUCAAGCCAGCAGACCUGAAGAAGAGAAUAGAAUCAUUAAUAGAUAGGGACUACAUGGAAAGAGACAAAGAAAAUCCAAAUCAAUACAAUUAUGUUGCAUAAAGGAAGCUUAGCCUCAGCUGGUACCCAUCAUUCACUUGCUGGAGGAUAAAGAGAUUAGCCUGUUACACCAAUUGAAUUACAUUUUUCUACACCAGAAAAUGAAAAAAGGAAAAACUGCAUUGAGAAGACAGUCAGCAGUACCUUCAGUGAAUAAAACCGCCCAUUUAAAGAGUACAAUUUACAUUUAAACAGAAUGCUGUUGAACUCUCUGCAUGUUAUUUAGAAUGAUGUGCAUAUUGACUGUAAGAGCUGUAACGAUACCAGGGUUCUGUCUAUUGUAUGGGCUGAAGAGAAUGAAAUUGGGAUGUGGCAUAAGAUCCUCUGAUGAAAUCAACGUAUGAAGUAGGCUCUGCUCCUCAAGCUGCAUGCAGUUUAUUAAAAUGUAGCCGGCUAGUAGAGACAUGAGCGGACUCUUGCAUAUGCCCAAAGGCAUCUCUGACCCAGUCAAAUUAACCCCGGACACCAAAACAGGAGGCAUAGUACCAGUAUCUUGAAGAUGUAACAAGUAUGUGAGGUUAAGUACUAGUGUUUAUUGCGUCAACUAUUUUAUAUGAUGUAUAAAAUGUAGAGUGGCUUGUAUUUAAAGCAUUGACCAAGCUGGGACUGUAUGGGGACGUGAGAGGAAAUUGCAGUACCAACCCCAAACUUCAAUUGCCAUUCAGCUAAACACUAAGAGAUCUAGAUGCUUGUUCAGCAACACAAGGUAUCCAGUCCAUCUAUAAUGGCAGAAAGAGAGUUUGAGGUUGUUUAGAUGCUUGUGUGUCUUAAAUAGAAAUGAUAUAGAUAAAUGGAACUAAAUUGCCAUUUAUAUCAACUGCCGUACAGAGUUCUCAUUGCUGCAUCAGUCUGAGGAAGAGUAGAUUGUCCAUAGCUUGCAAUUCUGGACCAGCGGAUGUUUGAAGCAUCACUUGGUAAGACGUGUGCUGAGCCUUGAAAGCCUCGCUCAUUGUGACCUCUAGUAAUAUGCGUGAAGCCCCUUUAUUUGUUUGUUUUUUUUCAUAGCCCUUUGGGUUUUAAAUUAUGGCAUGCUGAUAGUCUGGCAACUACAGUCAUUUUCAUCCACUGUUAAUUCAUAGGGGCCCCAUGUAUUUUGUGCCUUGACAAAAACCGAAAAACAUAGAAUUUGUGUUGCAGAUGGAAUAUUUUUUGACUUGGGGGUUUUCUUUAGUUAAGAGAGAGCAAAAAAUAGGAAAUAAAUUCUUUUGGCUUUUAUAAACCGUUUGUGAACGCUUUGCCCUUUAAAAAAAAAAAAAAAAAAAUGAUGGGGGGCUGUUUGUAUUCACUCUUCCAGCUCGUAUCACUGCGUUUGCUUUUUGGGUUGCAUUCUUCCACUCCCCCCCCAUACAUUUUCCUUUUUUCCCCUCCACUAGACGCGGAUGCAGCCAUAUACAGGGUUACCAAAGUUGCCUUUUUAAAUUCGACCGUUUUAAUUAUCCACGCAAAAUGCGGCUGGAGGGAUAUUUUUGCUCGAGUGCAUUCUGCAUUGAUAAUUUGCUACUUGGUUCAAGCACUGGAAAUCAGCCACUUCCAUUUGCAAGGUUCGAAGGAAAUUUGCACAAUUCUGCACAAAGCUGCUCCAAAAUGUAACUGAAAUGUUUACAUAAAAAUGUAAUUUUCUGUGUGGAGUUGGCGUUUUCAAUUCUUGCAAACUUUAAAGAGCCCGUAUACCCCCCCCUCCCUCUGUCAGCAUUAAAUCCAUGAAAAGGGGCUUGUGCUGUAGAGAAGUAUGGCUGCCAAUCAAGUGUUGUCUGUAGCUAAAUAUCAAGGAAUCGGCACAGCCACAGUAAUUCAAACUGCAAAUAUUAAGGCAGUGAAGGCACACACUGAAUAUACAAUUUGCUGUAAUAAAAGAAAAAUCUUGAGCACAAUAAAAACAUCACCUGUCCACUGGAAAGUGUUCUGUAUAAUGACAAACUCCUUCUCUCAAAGCCCAGCAGAGACUCUAACUGGGACAAGGGCAUGCGUUGUUUAUACAGAGGCUUCUCAGUCUGUUUUGAGAUUUUUUUUUUGUGUCCAUACAAACCAGGAAAUUGAGAUUUAAUAUCAGAAUCAAGUAUGUUCAGUUCAAGCCCUGUUCAUUGAGCUAAUGUUUAACAAGGGUUUUGCUGCCCUUUAAAUUACCAGGGUCUGCUGUGAUUCCAAUUCUGGCACGAGAAGCACCUUUCUUUUUCUAAGGGAUGCAAAUUAGUGUCGUUUGAAUAAUCACUACAGGAAAAUUGUUACUGUGCCUGGUCAUAUAUUUAUUUUUUUCAAACUGCCACUGCCCAAAAAAAAAUUGGCAUUUUGUUCCUUGUAGUCGGGCGCUAAUUGAAAGGUGCUGAUCUCCCGGGUCUCUGAUCAGUUAACCAUUGGAAACCCGGCCCUUGUUCAUUUAGGGACAUGCAAUAAUGUUUAGAAAUGUGACUUGUCGCUACCAGUUAUCUGAAAACAGUAAAAGCGAACUGUUCGUAUUGUAAAAAAAAAAAAUCAACUAAACUGGAGUGGAUGCUUAGUAAUUAUUUUUCAUAAAGUUGUAUUUUUUCUUAUUUUCUGAGAUAUAAAUGGGUGUAUUGGCGUUUUUCCUUAAAACACUUGUUUUGCUUCUGCAAACAACCAAACCAUAGUGUCCGUAGUGCAUUGCAAACUGCUGACUUAUGGUGGAAUUGGCCAAUUAGAGAAAUGUCUCUGCAAUGUACACCGUUGGUGUGUUGAUUGCAAUCUUAAAAUAAAUGUUAGGUUGCGUAACUUCUAUUUAGCAUCCACUAUAGUUAAAGGGGUGGUUCACCUUUGCAUUAACCUUUAGUAUGUUAUAGAAUGGCUAAAUCUAAGCAGCUUUUCAAUUGGUCUUCAGUAUUUAUUAUAGGUUCCUUGAAUUAUUUGCCUUCUGACUCUACCCAGUUUCAAAUGGAGGUAGGGUUGCCACCUCAUUAAGGGCUCUUACAGAAGAGCGGUUUUACCUGUGCUCCCCUUCCCUGCGCUGCACUUUCUUCCGGUCAGCCACAGGGGAGCGCAGGAAUAGACGCACUGAAUUAUUGUCAAUGGGGCUGUAAUGCAGGUAAAAUACAACAUGCUGCGUCCCAACCUGAGUUUGGUGCUUACAUGUGUCUGUGUGAGUACAGCCCCAUUGACAAUAAUUCAGUGGUUCUACUCCUGUGCUCCCCUGCAACAGAACGGAGGAAGCGCAGGUAAAACCGCUCUUCUGUAAGAGCCCUAAAACUGAACAUAUAUGGAAUCAACAGCCUGCAAGGCAAAUUAGUAAUUCAUUUAGGGUAGGUCUACAGGGAUGUUUUCGGCGCAAUCCGACACACUUAGACAAAAUGCCUGCGACAAGUAAUAUGCGCCAAAAAUAAGGUAAGUGAAUGCAUUGUUGCAUGGUGUCGUAGCGUAGAUCUGCGUCUGCAUCCCACAGUCGUGUCAGAUCAACGCCGCGACACCAUGCAACAAUGCAUUCACUUACCUUAUUUUUGUUGCAGACGUUUUGUCGCACCACGUUGGAUCGCGAGCCGAAAACGUUCAUGUAGUCCUACCCUAAGAUGCAUAGCUGCACAUAAAAGCUGCACAUAAAUCGGUUCAGCAUCUAAAUGAAAUGCUAAUUAGUCAUCCAGGCUGUUGAUUCCAUAUGUGUUCGGUUUUAAAGGUUUGAGAUGGCAACCCUAAAUGAGGGUCAAUGAACAAAAUUCUCUGUGGCUACACAUUUUAUUGCUAUUGCUACUUUUUAUUUAUUUUAUUUUUUUAUUUGGGUCCUCUCCUAUUCAUAUUCCAUUCUCUUGUUCAAAUCAAAACAAGGUUGGACCCAGCAACCAGAUUGCUGAAUUUGCAAUUUGCUCAAUAAAAAGCUAAAGAACUCAAAACCCGCAAAUAAUAUGAAAAUGAUCUCCGACUAUCGCUCUCUCCAUUGUACUAAAAGUUAUUUUAAAGGUGAACAGCCCCUUUAUGGCUACUGCAUCUGCUUGAUCCUGUGUUUGUACUGGGUCUGCCUGGGUGACACACACACACAAUGGAUUUCAGUGCAAAGAAACCAAUAAAAUUGCACAUUUCCCAGACAAAAUUCACUGGGGGUCGUUUAUCACUGGUUGCUAUGGGUUACUGCCCAGGUGCAAAUUUGCCCAAGGUUUAUAAAUGAGCCCCACUGUGUGUCUACCAGGCCGAUACAGUACCUGGAAGUGAGUCAGUAAAUAACCCCAUGAAGUCGUAGCCUAAUGAGUUUUUUUUUUUUUAUGAUACGACAGUUCCUCUUGAACUGUUAUUCCCCCAGCUUUCCCCAAUAAAUCCAUAAAGCUCAUUGCAAAACAGUAGCCUAUAUUUUGUUUAAUGCUGUGAAGUAUUGCAGCCUCUACUUCUUAUUUGCUCGUAUGGUGCCAAAUUAAAGGGAGGCAAGGAACAAGUGUAUUGAAAUAAUGCAGAUAUUUUUCCUUUUAGAUCAUCGAUUGUUUUAUAAGGGCAAAGGUUCAGCGUCAUGGCCGUUCAUUUUAAUUGUUUUAUUGACUAGUAACCUGGUGCCUCUUCUCAGGGGACGUGUUCAGAUACCGGACAUUCGCUCACUCCCAUAUUAAUGGGAAAAUGCACUUCUUUUUUUUUUUUUAAAUAGACGGCAAAGUAUGAAGGCAAUUCCAGCUUGCAUGAGUCCGUUUAAAUGAAGCUGCCAUCUUGCCUGCUGUAUUGCUUAUGGAUAGCGGGUGCUGUUUCCAAGAUGGCAGAGAAAACCGAAAUAAGAGCUCAGCAUUAUUGUUUAGUAUUCAAUAAAUACCGAUCAUUUAUUUUAGCCAGUUGGCCUUUCCAGUGCUAUCAAUGCUAUGCAAGUGGCAUCACCUACCAGAAAUGUGACUGCAUUGUGCAGAGGACAUGGUAUUUAUGCUGGUAGAUUAUUCAUUACAUCUCUACACAGAAAUGCUCUGUUGCAAGCAAUAUGGCAGCUCCGGAGGAUGGGGUAUUCAAUGUACACAACAAAUAACCGCCCCAUGCUAUCCUCUCCCAAGCGAAGGUACGACAUGAUCAGGCACAUUUAUCAAGGGUCAAAUGCCGAAUUCAUGUAAUUCCCAUAAAUUUGACUGGAUUGAAAUUUAUUAACAAAAUCUAUUUUUUUUUUUAUACUCUUGACUAAUUUAAAUGACCCGUAAAGCCUAAUCGAAUUCGAUCAAACUCGAUUCUAGUUUUCUCUCUGAAAAAAAAAAAACCCGAAUGUCAAGAAGGCUGCAAACAUCUCCAAGUUGAUCCCAGCACCUCUCCCAUUGACUUAAAUUCCGCAGGUUUUAGGUGGCGAAUAGUCAAAUUCAUAAAGGGCCAGAGUAUUAUAAAUCUCGAAAAACCGAAAAAUUUGGAUAACUCCCUAGCUAAAUUUUACAGUUUUUACCAUUAAAGAAAUUCAAAUUUUCAAUUCAACCCUUGAUCAAUCUGUCCCGAUCUGUCUGUUUGACACCAGGAGCAGCACUUAGCAAUACCUUGGCUGUGGUUAAUACUUUACUAGCCCAAAAGCUUUACUUGUUGCUGCCAAGCAUUUAACUCAUUUGUUUAUAGCCAAUAUCCACACUGCAAGGGCAGAGACACGUUAUUCAGGGAGAUUGCCUGGCGACAAAUCUCCUCUAAUUCGUUUUCCGAAGUUUUCCUCGUGAGGCAUCUUCGGGCGACUUCGGAAAACGAAGUGCUUCGAGUGCCAUCCCGCCGGCGAUAUACAUUCUAGCCGGCGGGGAGGCAGGUCAGGGAGAAUAGUCGAAGAAAAGGAGAUUUGUCACCGGGCAACUAAUCUCCCCGAAUCGCAGCGUAUCUCUGCCCUAAGGGCGAAACCAUAUUUGGGGAGGGCAGUCCCUGAAGAGUGCAGCAGCAUUCAGAAAUGUAAUAAAACUUUUCACAGCAGUCAGUCGGAUUGCAACAAGCUCGCCCCGGCCAUAGAUUAUGGUUACAGCAGCGCAGACUAAAUCACUUUGUAUAUGUUCACUGAACUCUGAUUUACAAGGACACGUGUGAGCGGAUUGCAUGCUUUUUUUGAAGCAAAACAUUUUUAAGUCUCGACAAGGGUACAAGGUCCUUUCUAAGUUGAUAAAUAAUGUAAAUAUGUGUCCCUCCCCCCUCAAAGAAGAGUGAGUCUGUUCUCUAGGUAUUUUGUGUCAUUUAAUAAAUAUUAAACUGUUGUGUUGCUAAA
Messenger RNA from Xenopus laevis (African clawed frog), 8812 nucleotides. It is a transcript of the gene cul4b.L, whose product is annotated as cullin 4B L homeolog. NCBI's taxonomy places the organism in Eukaryota, Metazoa, Chordata, Amphibia, Anura, Pipidae. The transcript is spliced from 21 exons. The record is from RefSeq and is a predicted model, not a curated record. The coding region runs from base 97 to 2697 and encodes 866 amino acids.